AUGCCAUCGAUCGACCUACAGGAAAUCAUACCACCUCAACCUUCGACGCAGCGUAAUUUUACCACGCACUUGUCAUACGACUCUACCACUAACGCAAUUGCCUACCCAUGUGGUAAGUCUGCCUUUGUGCGUUGUUUGGAUGACAAGACCAAGGAGCUACCUGCGGUGAUCCAGUUUACAGGCCAUGGCUCUUCAGUGGUGACAACCGUGAAAUUUUCUCCUAUUAAGGGUUCUCAGUAUUUAUGCUCUGGUGAUGAAUCCGGGAAAGUGAUUGUCUGGGGUUGGGCUUUUGACAAAGAAAAUAACUCUGUUGAAGUAAAUAUUAAGUCUGAGUUCCAAGUCCUAGCUGGUCCGAUUAGUGAUAUCUCCUGGGACUUUGAAGGUCGGAGACUUUGUGUUGUAGGGGAAGGUCGCGACAACUUUGGUGUUUUCAUAUCCUGGGACUCCGGUAAUUCCCUUGGUGAAAUCUCAGGUCACUCACAGCGCAUUAACGCCUGUCAUUUGAAACAAUCUAGACCUAUGAGAUCCAUGACAGUCGGAGAUGACGGGUCCGUUGUAUUUUACCAAGGACCUCCAUUCAAGUUUGCUUCUAGUGACAGAGUCCAUCACAAACAAGGUUCCUUCGUCAGAGACGUCGAAUUCUCGCCGGGCACCGGUGAAUUUGUGGUCACGGUAGGAUCCGACAGGAAGAUUUCCUGCUUUGAUGGUAAAACAGGUGAGUUUGUGAAAUAUAUAGAGGAUGAUCAAGAGCCAAUCCAAGGUGGUAUAUUUGCGUUGUCUUGGCUUGAUUCCCAAAAGUUUGCCACUGUAGGAGCUGACGCUGCCAUUAGGGUGUGGGACGUAACAACUUCCAAGUGCGUUCAAAGAUGGACAUUAGACAAGGAACAACUGGGGAACCAACAAGUUGGUGUUGUCGCAACAGGAAAUAAAAAUGUCAUCUCACUUUCAUUGGAUGGUACGUUGAAUUUCUAUGAACUUGGAAACGAUAAAAUUUUGAAGAGUAUUAGCGGUCAUAACAAAGGUAUUACCGCUUUAGCAGUAGAUCCACUAAUCAGUGGUUCAUACGAUGGUAGGGUCGUGGAAUGGUCUAAUUCGGGCCCUUCCAUGCAUCAAGAUCACUUCAAUUUGGUGGUAUCAUUGGACAACAGUAAACCGCAAGAAUACUCAAGUAUUUCUUGGGACGAUACUUUGAAAGUCAAUGGUGUCACUAAACAUGACUUUGCGUCGCAACCAAAGGUUGCUAGCGUAAAUGAUGAUGGUUUCACAGCAAUCAUCACAAAUGAUGAUGAUUUGUUGGUAUUGAAUUCGUUCACCGGAGAGAUAUUAAAGACCGUAAGGUUGAAGUCACCAGGUUCUGCAGUUAGCUUGAGUCAAAAUCAUGUUGCGGUUGGUCUGGAAGAAACCAAUGUCAUUCAGGUGUUCAAAUUAUCAGACUUGGAGGUUAAUUUCGAAUUAAAAACUCCUCUCCGUGCAAAGCCUUCCUACGUAUCGAUUUCACCAUCCGAAAAGUACAUUGCUGCUGGUGAUGUAAUGGGAAAGAUAUUGCUGUAUGAUUUAGAAACAAGAGAUGUUAAAACCUCGAGAUGGGCUUUCCAUACCAGUAAAAUUAACGCAAUUUCAUGGAGACCUGCCGCUAACACAGGUGAAGACGAAUGCGAGGAAGACCUUGUUGCCACUGGCUCCCUAGAUACCAAUAUUUUCAUCUACUCUGUCAAGAGACCCAUGAAGAUUAUUAAGUCAUUGAACGCACAUAAGGACGGGGUCAAUAAUCUUUUGUGGGAGACCGAGUCUGAUUUGGUCAGCGCAGGUGCAGAUGCUUGUAUCAAGAAGUGGAAGGUAGAAUUUGAAUAA
Saccharomyces eubayanus is the source of this 1851-nucleotide messenger RNA. It is a transcript of the gene AIP1, whose product is annotated as Aip1p. Gene Ontology annotation, biological process: positive regulation of actin filament depolymerization; actin filament depolymerization. Bases 1 to 1851 code for a protein of 616 amino acids. Gene Ontology annotation, molecular function: actin filament binding. Lineage: Eukaryota; Fungi; Ascomycota; Saccharomycetes; Saccharomycetales; Saccharomycetaceae. Gene Ontology annotation, cellular component: cortical actin cytoskeleton. The record is from RefSeq and is a predicted model, not a curated record. The transcript has a single exon.